AUGGCGACCCUCACAGACCCAACUAACGCCACUCGUGCAACCCCAAACAUAACCCCAGAGAAAGCAAACCUCCACAUCGGCAGCUCAAGCCUCAUCAAAGCCCCCUCCACAAAAGUCUGGGCCGUCCUAACAGAUACCUCAACCUGGCCAAGCUGGAACUCCUUCGUACCACGCGUAACAAUUCGCUCCCAGCCAACUCCAUCCCCAACCCCGACGUCCGCACCAGACCCAACACCGGCAUCAACAUCAACACAACCCCCUAAUACAAACCAGACUACAACCCUAUCCCCAAUCCUCCAAAAAGGAACGAGGCUCACCUUCCACGUCCGUAUGGACCCAACCUCAACCUCCACAAAACCACAGGCUGCAACAGAUGUUCAACUCCUUGUGACUGAGUGCCGCCCCCCGAAUGCAGAGACAGGCGAGGCCGGUCGCAUCGUGUGGGCUUCUGAUACCGAUGCACCAGGCGCGAUGGCGCCGUCACUAUUGACUGCGGAGCGGGUACAUGAGCUUACGGACGUGGAGGGUGGUACAGAGGUGCGCAAUUGGGAAGCACAGGUUGGGUGGCUGGUUUAUGUGGUACGAUGGAUGUACGGGGUGAAAUUGCAAGCGAAUUUCGAGUUAUGGGUUGCUGAUUUGAAGCGAUUCGUUGAGCAAGAGUAA
Messenger RNA from Penicillium paradoxum, 663 nucleotides. Its product is annotated as SRPBCC domain-containing protein. The transcript has a single exon. NCBI's taxonomy places the organism in Eukaryota, Fungi, Ascomycota, Eurotiomycetes, Eurotiales, Aspergillaceae. Bases 1 to 663 code for a protein of 220 amino acids. The record is from RefSeq and is a predicted model, not a curated record.